Molecule: messenger RNA, 488 nt
Organism: Saccostrea echinata
Lineage: Eukaryota; Metazoa; Mollusca; Bivalvia; Ostreida; Ostreidae
Exons: 3
Coding region: 111-407 (98 amino acids)
Source: RefSeq, a predicted model, not a curated record
CGCACUUGCUACGUGAUUUCCUUGCGAGAUUUUUCGAGAGUUGCAAGAGUUGUCUUUCCCUUCCAACCUUGACAAAAUUUGUGUGUCUGGAAGUUGGGAGAUAGAACACAAUGAAGGGAAUGCGUGUACUGCGGCGAGGUUUCGCCACCUCUGCCAUCAGGAGGGAUGUUCAGGAUAUGGAGCCUAGAUUCCUGGUCCCUAAAAGUAAACCAGGCAGCCCAUUCAGCUAUGAGAACCUUGUAGUCAAAAGGAUGAAAUACUACUUGCAACCAGCAACUGAUUACACUCAUAACAGAAGCCCCUAUGGUAAACAGUACACCAUCUUUGUCAGUGUAUUGGGUUUGGUUUAUAUGAUCUACAAUGUGUUUGAAAGGGCCUAUGUGAUGCCAAGGGCAGGAAAGUCUUAACAAGACUAGUUAUUAUUUUAAAUAUAUAUGUUGCUGUAAACAUCUGUUGUGAAGAAGUCACAAUAAAUCUUUGAAGAAUUU